Grosmannia clavigera kw1407 is the source of this 1977-nucleotide messenger RNA. Its product is annotated as autophagy protein. Lineage: Eukaryota; Fungi; Ascomycota; Sordariomycetes; Ophiostomatales; Ophiostomataceae. The coding region runs from base 1 to 1977 and encodes 658 amino acids. The record is from RefSeq and is a predicted model, not a curated record. Gene Ontology annotation, biological process: amino acid transmembrane export from vacuole. The transcript is spliced from 2 exons.
AUGGCUGGCCAUCGGGCGACUGGCCGUCGGGCACGUCGCCGUCAGCGCCACUCAUAUGUUUCUGCCUAUGCGGGCGAGGACACGCGGCCGACGUCCUCCAAGGAGAUCCUCGGCUGGUACAUGUACUCGUUCGCCUCGGAGACCUACGUCGUUUGUGCUAUCGCCUCUUUCAUUCCGAUCCUGCUCGAGAGCCUCGCACGAGAGAAUGGCGUGUUGCUGUCCGACCGGACGACUCCUUGCAAUGCAGCUACCCAUCGGCAGUCCGCCUCAUCGCCCUCAACGCCCUCGAAUCUCGCCGCGGCCUCUUCCGCCUGUGUCGUCUACGUCCUCGGCAUCGAGGUCAACACGGCCAGCUUUGCCAUGUACACCUUUAGCAUCAGCGUGCUGCUGCAGGCCCUGCUGGUCGUCAGCAUCAGCUGCGCCGCCGACCACGGAAACUACCGCAAGACACUGCUGCUCGUUCUGGCCGCCAUCGGAAGCGUCACCGUCAUGCUGUUCCUCGCCGUGACCGCCCGUACCUACCUUCUGGGUGCCCUCCUGGCCAUUGUCUCCAACACGUCCUUUGGGGCCUCUUUCGUCCUGCUCAACUCGUUCCUGCCUCUGCUGGUGCGCUACCAUCCAACUGUUCUUGGCAGCGGCAUCGACGGCGAUGUGGAGCCUGCAACGGGUCACUCCACCACCGAUGUUUCCGCCGACGAUGACUCGGCCGUCACCUUGGACGACUCGGGCGCCGAACUCUACGACUCUGCCACCGCCCUGCUUCCCUCCAGCCGCUCGCGGUCCCUGUCUCCCACCUUUGCCUCGGCCGGCUCGGUGUCGCCGUCUCCCCCCGUCCACGCCGGCGAGGAACGAACGUCGGCCGAGCUGACCCUCUCGACUCAGCUCUCGGCCCGUGGCGUCGGUAUCGGCUAUUGUGCCGCCCUCUUCGUCCAGUGCAUCGCCAUCGUCACCGUCUUCCGCAUGCACAACACCACCUGGUCGCAGCGUGUGGUGCUCUUUUUCGUCGGCGUCUGGUGGGCUGUCUUUACCAUUCCCACCGCCUUAUGGCUGCGUCCGCGUCCGGGACCACCCCUGCCAGCUGCCGCUGCUGCUGCUGCGUCUGGGAGCCAAGGCAGCAACAGCCCGCUGUCCUACAUCCGCUCCGGGGCCGCCUACCUGGUGUAUGCUUGGGCGUCGCUGUUCCGCACCAUCGCCCUCGCUCGUCAGCUGCGCGAUAUCGUGCUCUUCCUUGCCGGCUGGUUCCUGCUGUCGGACGCCAUCGCCACCACGUCGUCGACAGCCGUGCUCUUCGCCAAGACCCAGUUACACAUGGAGGUGUGGGCCCUAGGCUUGAUCAAUGUCAUCAGCACGAUGAUGGGCAUUGCCGGCGCCCUGGGUUGGGCCGCCCUGUCGCGGCGGGUGGCCCUGUUGCGCUCGAACCCGCUGAACACCAUUCUCGCCUGUCUGGCCCUCUUUGAGCUGAUCCCGCUGUACGGCCUGCUCGGCUACCUACCCAUGGUGCGUGAUUGGGGUGUCGGCGGCCUGCAGCAGCCGUGGGAGAUGUACCUGCUUGCUGCCGUGUUCGGCCUCGUCAUCGGUGGCUUCAGCAGCUACUGUCGCUCGCUGUACGGCGAGCUGAUCCCCCCCGGCUCCGAGGCCGCCUUUUAUGCCCUGUACGCCAUCACGGACAAGGGCUCCAGCGUCUUUGGCCCCGCUAUUGUUGGCGCCAUCAUCGACGCCACUGGUGAGAUCCGCCCGGCCUUUUGGUUCCUUACUGCUCUGAUCGGCCUGCCUGCGCCGUUGCUCUACUUUGUGAAUGUUGAGCGCGGCCGCCGCGACGGCGAGGCUCUCGCUGCCCUUAUUGAGGGGUUCCGCCCGGCUGGCGGUUACGGGACCAACCUGGAUGAUGACGGGUCUGGCAGUGCCCACACUCCUCGCGCCAUUCUAGCCGACUAUGAUGACGAGGAUGACGGGGACCUUGCAGAGCCGGCGCGGUGA